Messenger RNA from Benincasa hispida (wax gourd), 1236 nucleotides. RefSeq lists its product as uncharacterized. The record is from RefSeq and is a predicted model, not a curated record. Lineage: Eukaryota; Viridiplantae; Streptophyta; Magnoliopsida; Cucurbitales; Cucurbitaceae.
GCGUUAUUCAAUUUCAAACUUGUAUCUUUCCUCCGCCCAAUCUUCCCCACGUCUUAGCAUUGGUCCUUCGCCGGAGCUGAAAUAGAGGAAGAGGGAGAUUUCGCGGCAGUUAACCGACGUAGUUUAAUCCAUUUAUUCCCGUCUCCGGGCGGUUGUUUCUUCAAGUUUUGGAGACUCACUGCGAACUUUAAAUAAUUUCACUGUGCACUACAUUAGGGUUUGAAAGUAUUUGUAUUGUUUUCAUUUAUGAAAAUCCAGUGACGUGAUUCGUCUCAGAAUGCUGCAACGUGAGUAGUCCAGUAAAAUCAAGAAAGACUGGUUGCUGAGAAUGGGAAGGCGAAAGGCGAGGAAAACAGUUAAGAAGUGCAGCCCUUCGCCUGUACGAGAAGCAAAGGAUGAAGCAGCGAAUGACGAGGAUGUUGAACGACAUGCUGCUGCAAUCCGUGCCAUUCGGGAUGUGGAGAUCGAGCGUUUGAUUACUGAAUUGCGGUUGCUUCGUUCGUAUUUCAACCAAGAGCAAUUGCAAACUCCUCUAUUGCAAUUUUUCAAAGAAAAACUUCCAAGCUUGUCCAUUUCGAGAAGAGGCGAAGAAGGAGAAAUUGAAGUACAAUGGAAGAAUGCAGAGGAUGAAUUACACUCCAAUCCAGCUGAUAGAAUAGAUAUACACGCUUCUCUCCUUCAUCGCCUGUCCACAGCUUAUCCUAACUGCUCUGCCGGAGUGCGAUCUUUGAAUGGAUUCGAAUUUUCCAGUAAAUCAGUGAAAACAAAUCCUUUCAAUGUUGAGAACCUGGAAAUUCCGAACUUCGUUUUGGAGGAGCCCUCGGAUAAUAUGGUGCUUGGCAUGCCAGACAUUCUCCAAACUCCUGGGGUGAAUAACCAAAGAUUGUCCAUUGGGAUGACACCAAAAACUCGAAGACUGCCAAAGCCGGGUGAGAUGCUUGUGUCUAUCCAUGGAUCCCCCCUUGGUGUUUACAGGGAAGACAACAUGGAAGCAAUCCAUGAAUCAGAAGAGGGUUGAGGGUUGAUUUGUUGAUUCAAGGCCACUUGACUGCUUGUCAAUAGAAGUGAAACAAAUGCGAUCAUCCCGACCAUCGUUUUACCUGAUGUUCUAACCUUUUGAGUACUUGUUAAAAGCUACUCUUACAUGUGUAUAACUAAGAAUUAUUGUGUAUGCACAUUGGGAUCUCAUUCUUGUUACUCUUAUUUCUUUCUUAUCUUACAACUCGUUUGGUCUCA